Messenger RNA from Coregonus sp. 'balchen', 25380 nucleotides. Lineage: Eukaryota; Metazoa; Chordata; Actinopteri; Salmoniformes; Salmonidae. The record is from the annotation of a GenBank genome assembly.
AGCUCCCCCUCCCCUCCACCCCCGUUCAACCCCACCCUGAUGAAGACAGCGCGGGAAGCAGACCUGGAAGGUAACUUCUUAUGAUAACAGAAACACGACCCACUCCACCACACUCACUCCUACGCCAGACUGUGGUCAGCUCAGCACACAUGGUGCACUAUAGGCCCUAUGCCAGUGUACACAAUACAUUGUAGAAUUGUUUUAUUAAAACUCAUUUAUUAUGAACAUUUGGUCUAAGACCUUUUUCAAGACAACGUGAGAUUCACACCAAAAUUGUUCUAGAAUGUUGAUUUUUUUUUUUGGUGCAAAAACUUCCUGCACUACAACGAGAUAAGCUUGGUAGUGGGAGUGAUAACCCUUUUCUAAAGUGUACACGGUAGAUUCACUUACAGUGCCUUCAGAAAGUAUUCACACCACUUGACAUUUUCCACAUUUUGUUGUGUUACAGCCUGAAUUUAAAAUGGAUUAAAUUUAGAUUUGUUUUGUCACUGGCCUACACACAAUACCCCAUAAUGUCAAAGUGGAUUUCUUUCUUUAUUUUUUAAAUUAAAAAUGAAAAGCUGAAACGUCUUGAGUCAAGUGUUCAACCCCAUUUGUUAUGGCAACCCUAAAUAAGUUCAGGAGUACACAUUUGCUUAACAAGUUGCAUGGAUAAUAGUGUUUAACAUGAUUUUUGAAUGACUACCUUAUCUCUGUACACUACACAUACAAUUAUCUGUAUGGUCCCUCAGCUGAGCAGUGAAUUUCAAACACAGAUUCAACCACAAAGACCAUGGAGGUUUUCCAAUGGCUCGUAAAGAAGGGCACCUAUUGGUAGAUGGGUAAAAAAAAGAAGCAGACAUUGAAUAUCCCUUUGAGCAUGUUGAAGUUAUUAAUUACACUUUGGAUGGUGUAUCAAUACACCCUGUCACUACAAAGAUACAGCGUCCCUCCUAAUUCAGUUGCCGGAGAGGAAGGAAACGGCUCAGGGAUUUCACCAUGAGGCCAAUGGUGAUUUUAAAAUAUACUGAACAAAAAUAUAAUAGCAACAUGUAAAGUGUUGGUCCCAUGUUUCAUGAGCUGAAAUAAAAGAUCACAAAAGCGUAUUUCUCUCAAAUGUUGUGCACAAAUUUGUUUACAUCCCUGUUAGUGAGCAUUUUUCCUUUGCCAAGAUAAUCCAUCCACCUGACAGGUGUGGCAUAUCAAGAAGCUGAUUAAACAGCAUGGUCAUUACACAGGUGCACCUUUUAAUAUUUAAUAUUUAAUUUAAUAUUUAAAUUUUAAUAUGCCAUUUAGCAGAUGCUUUUAUCCAAAGCGACUUACAGUCAUGCGUGCAUACAUUUUUGUGCAUGGGUGGUCCCGGGGAUCGAACCCACUACCUUGGCGUUACAAGCGCCAUGCUCUACCAGCUGAGCUACAGAGGACCACAAUGCACCUUGUGCUGGGGACAAUAAAAGGACACUCUAAAAUGUGCAGUUUUGUCACACAACACAAUGCAACAGAUGUCUCAAGUUUUGAGGGAGCAUGCAAUUGGCAUGCUGACUGCAGGAAUGUCCACCAGAGCUGUUGCCAGAGAAUUGAAUGUUCAUUUCUCUACCAUAAGCCGCCUCCAACGUCGUUUUAGAGAAUUUGGCAGUACGUCCAACCAGCUUCACAACCGCAGACCACGUGUAACAACGCCAGCCCAGGACCUCCACAUCCGGCUUCUUCACCCAUGGGAUCGUCUGAGACCAGCCACCCGGACAGCUGAUGUAUUUCUGUCUGUAAUAAAGCCCUUUUGUGGAGAAGAACUCAUUCUGAAUAGCUGGGCCUGGCUCCCAAGUGGGUGGGCAUAGCGCCCCUGUCCAGUCAUGUGAAAUCCAUAGAGUAGGGCCUCAUUUAUUUAUUUAUAUUUACUGAUUUACUUAUAUGAACUGUAACUGAGUAAAAUCGUUGAAGUUGUUGCAUUGUUUUUUUUUUCAGUAUAGAAUCACUGAUCUUAAUGCAAUUUACUAAAAUAUCCCUUAUUGUAGCGUAAGUAUUCAUACUGUAAUUACGUGCAUGUGUUUUCAAAAGUAAAAUGUGGAAUUAAGCAUAGUGACAUUUUGGGAAAAAGUAAUUUCACCAAGGUCUUUCCAGGUAAUAUUGCUAUUAUGAUGUGGAUAUGUGUGGUUCAAAUGUAUUUUAGAUGUAUAAAUUGAAUGGGAUCCAAUGGGCAAAUGGCAUAACAUGAUAUGCCUAUAAAGUGUCUUAGGAUCAAACAACAGUAUAGGUAAGUGCUAAAACGGGUACACAUGUCAAAAUGGGGGAUAUCCUCCUUUUAAGUGGUGUGGUUGCUCUUUGCUGAAACACAAACUCCAGAUUGUAGCUUUAAGUAAAUUAAAUGGGGUUUAUACACCCAUAUUUCUUGACAACCCUUACUUAAUCAAAUAACUGUUUUACAAAAAAAAUCUAUACAAUAGGUGUAAGUAGUGGUCCUAGUAAAUAAAGUUACCAACACAGCGCACCCAUUGAGUAUACAUUAGAAUUAACUUAUUAUCAUUACUGAAAUUAUGGUUCUCAUUACCAAACGGACCUGAAAAAGAUUCUGUAAUGAGAUGUGUUUCGGUAAUGAUAGGCAUUUAGCUCAAUUUGCAAAUAGUAGGAGACAGCCAUUAUGAGUCUGCAAACAAUUGACCACAUCACUAAAGCCCAUCAAUGCCUCCAUGUCGGUAAGUUAAUGGUUCUCAAUGUUUUUCCCAAUUUGAGCUUUUCAGUCAUUUCGGGUGAUUUGGCAAUAAUAGAAAUCAGGAGGUUGUGACCAAGCUUUGUUCCACGGAUUGAAGGGGAAAGGUCCGUCUUUGCCAUUCUGACUCAUAUUGACAUAUGAAGUUAUUGAGACAUUCAGUGAGGUAGUCUACAUAUAGCUUACAUAACCGAAGUUCAGGUUAGAAAGAGGAUUGGACUUAGACACCAGAGAGUCCGUGGGAGUUGCGCGAACAGAAAGAAGCACAAAGAACACUCCAACCUGAGUGAGUACAGGUCCUUGUAUCAGACUCUUGAUGUAGAAAAUUAUCACUAUACUUUAUUAAAAAUCUAAGUUCUUCCAGAGUUUUUGUAGAAUCAAGAUAGACUUUUAUUACACAAAGUAACGUAAGCCGAGAUUAUCUGCAGAGCACCUCCCCUCUACCUCUCAGCUCUCCGUUUAUAUAGUCAUUCCCAUACAUCCUAGCUCAAAGCCCCUCCCUCUUGGGUUCCCCCACCACCAUCUUCAGUUUCCCUCUCUCCACUGCUCUGCCCACUUCCUUAGUCUAUGAUAGUGGCUAAAUUGGACUUUUAGUAGUACAAUCAAUCCAGUCCUUAUCAUGCAAAAACACUCAUGUUUAGUUUAAACUCUGUUCAACCCCGGCUCUCCCGGGCUUGACCUGAAGAUUGAUUGUUGGACAUGACAGAUCCAUACUUAAUCUUUCAAACAUACACAAACCCCACCCCAUCAUGCUGUAAUCAAUCAAGAAGAUAGCCAAGGAGAGACAAAGGGUUUAGCCUGAACUCUGUUCAUCCCUGGCUCGUUCCAGGGAUAUGCCUAAGGAAAGCCACAGGGUCAUAGUCUGAUUGCAGUCACAGAUAAGAUAAGACAACUGUAGAAUUUGUGUCAGAUGCCCAUUUUACACAAACCUAGUGAGAGGAACCACUCAAGUUCUUGCCUAACAACAGAGAAUCCUGACUAUGUUCGUCACAUCUGUGAUUUAACUUUGUCUGUCCAAUAGGUUACUAAAAAGUUCCCAUCACUCUCAGUAGACUUAGGUAGCACUGUUAUAGUGUGAGGACACAUCAAGGCUCUACUAUUCUUUCAUAAUGAUGUGAUGUUACUAGGGCUGUUACGGUCACCAUAAUACCGCCACACCGGUGGUCACGAGUCAUGACUGCAGUCAAAUUCCACUUGACCGUUUAGUCAUGGUAAUUGGGCUUCUCCAAGCUCUGAUGCUGCUGAUGGUCAUUAGUAUUCUACCAAACUUGCUAACUGCCUGGUACUCAGCACUCUAGUGUCCCUCUAAUCACUCUGACAUCAAUGCAAAUGAAAUCAAACACUUCAUUGGAGCCCAUGAACUCAUGUUGCUCAACAUUUCUAUAGGCAAUGCAAUUGCGUGAGAAAACAGAGUGAUGGCCUCUAUUAAAAAGAGGAGGAUCCCAUCAUCUUUCUAUAGGCUAGGCCUACUAUAUUUAUUUCUCAACAUUGCUAAUAUUAAGCACAUUUGCUUCUCUUUACAACAGGAGUAUAGCCUACCUGGCUCGUGUUAUGAUGAGUUUCUAGGGUAUCAAGCAAUUAAGGAUGUAAGAAUAUAUUUAGACACUCUGUGGACAGUUAAUACAAAUGUUUAAUAGUCGGUACCGGGUUCGAUAUAACAACAGACAGGGCUCUGCCUCUUGCCUCUUGCGAACUACUGAACAAAGACAAUAUCUCAGCUUAUAUAGCCUCGAGUACACAUUUCUUCACAAACAUCUGGUAACCAUCAGUGGGCACUCCCUUAUUUGAUGUUAUUCCCUUGUCCCCAAGUCAGUAUAUCAUAUCCAUUAAUCAUUCUAAGGUAAACAUCAGUAAUCUCCUUUGGCAUAAUGGAAUGCAUGACCCCCCCCCCCCCAGACUGUGAGGCGCCAAGUCACUUUCUACUAAAGUCAACCUGGUUCCCAUCACACUAUGUAAACAUCAUAACAGCUGGCAUGAAAAUGAACCGCGGGAAAAGCGUCCUCCAUUCGCUAUUUAAGUGGAUAGAUGACAUUUAUUUUUUUCCCCUGCCCCUGUUUCGAGACAGGUGCAUGAUAAUGGUCUAUUCUAAAUCAAAGGAAAUGUCACAUACUAUUUAGUAUAUGUAAAGACAACAUUACAUCAAGAAUAGUCUGAUUGGUGACAAUAUUAGCCUAUCACUUGCGAAUUAUACAGUGAGGGAAAAAGGUAUUUGAUCCCCUGCUGAUUUUGUACGUUUGCCCACUGACAAAGAAAUGAUCAGUCUAUAAUUUUAAUGGUAGGUUUAUUUGAAGUGAGACAGAAUAACAACAAAAAAAUCCAGAAAAACGCAUGUCAAAAAUGUUAUAAAUUUAUUUGCAUUUUAAUGAGGGAAAUAAGUAUUUGACCCCCUCUCAAUCAGAAAGAUUUCUGGCUCCCAGGUGUCUUUUCUACAGGUAACGAGCUGAGAUUAGGUGCACACUCUUAAAGGGAGUGCUCCUAAUCUCAGUUUGUUACCUGUAUAAAAGACAUCUGUACACAGAAGCAAUCAAUCAAUCAGAUUCCAAACUCUCCACCAUGGCCAAGACCAAAGAGCACUCCAAGGAUGUCAGGGACAAGAUUGUAGACCUACACAAGGCUGGAAUGGGCUACAAGACCAUCGCCAAGCAGCUUGGGGAGAAGGUGACAACAGUUGGUGCUAUUAUUCGCAAAUGGAAAAAACACAAAAGAACUGUCAAUCUCCCUCGGCCUGGGGCUCCAUGCAAGAUCUCACCUCGUGGAGUUGCAAUGAUCAUGAGAACGGUGAGGAAUCAGCCCAGAACUACACGGGAGGAUCUUGUCAAUGAUCUCAAGGCAGCUGGGACCAUAGUCACCAAGAAAACAAUUGGUAACACACUACGCCGUAAAGGACUGAAAUCCUGCAGCGCCCUCAAGGUCCCCCUGCUCAAGAAAGCACAUAUACAGGCCCGUCUGAAGUUUGCCAAUGAAGAUCUGAAUGAUUCAGAGGAGAACUGGGUGACAGUGUUGUGGUCAGGUGAGACCAAAAUCGAGCUCUUUGGCAUCAACUCAACUCGCUGUGUUUGGAAGAGGAGGAAUGCUGCCUAUGACCCCAAGAACACCAUCCCCACCGUCAAACAUGGAGGUGGAAACAUUAUGCUUUGGGGGUGUUUUUCUGCUAAGGGGACAGGACAACUUCACCGCAUCAAAGUGACGAUGGACGGGGCCAUGUACCGUCAAAUCUUGGGUGAGAACCUCCUUCCCUCAGCCAGGGCAUUGAAAAUGGGUCGUGGAUGGGUAUUCCAGCAUGACAAUGACCCAAAACACACGGCCAAGGCAACAAAGGAGUGGCUCAAGAAGAAGCACAUUAAGGUCCUGGAGUGGCCUAGCCAGUCUCCAGACCUUAAUCCCAUAGAAAAUCUGUGGAGGGAGCUGAAGGUUCGAGUUGCCAAACGUCAGCCUCGAAACCUUAAUGACUUGGAGAAGAUCUGCAAAGAGGAGUGGGACAAAAUCCCUCCUGAGAUGUGUGCAAACCUGGUGGCUAACUACAAGAAACGUCUGACCUCUGUGAUUGCCACCAAGUACUAAGUCAUGUUUUGCAGAGGGGUCAAAUACUUAUUUCCCUCAUUAAAAUGCAAAUCAAUUUAUAACAUUUUUGACAUGCGUUUUUCUGGAUUUUUUUGUUGUUAUUCUGUCUCACUUCAAAUAAACCUACCAUUAAAAUUAUAGACUGAUCAUAUCUUUGUCAGUGGGCAAACGUACAAAAUCAGCAGGGGAUCAAAUACUUUUUUCCCUCACUGUAUAUUAUUACUUGUGAAUGAUGCCCAGUUAAGGCAAGAAACAGCCAUGCGUUUUGAGACUUUUUCAAAUCAUAGUUGCGCACCUCAUGUAGCCUAGCCCGUAGGCCUAUAUGUUUUGAUAAGGUUUGUAUCACAACUAAAGUGGCCAAAUAACUUCUUAAAAUGAAGCACAUGAAUCCGCUUUACAAUGGGGGUAGAGCCUAACUGGCAUACAUAAGCAGCGCGUGAGUUUCAAGUUUGGGGAAGAUAAUUUUCACCAUAAAAAUGCACCUUUAUACUGUUUGGAAUAUUCAUUUAUAGCAUAGAAUAGGUCAACUUUUGUACUAUGGGGGAUAGUAGAUUGACAUAGGCUAGUGCUUUUGCUGUUCGUUAGGCCUACUCAUCAUCUUGGCUGACGAAAAGUAUAUGACAUUUCUUCCAAUAUCUUCAAUAUGCGCCUCGGAAUUGGAUAAGGACGCGCGCAGUUGCGUCCCCGAUGUGUCUGUCUUCACUUCUAGCCUGUGAGAAAGACCCGAUCACCUGACGGUGAGAGGUGCUUCGGCACGCAGCCAGGAGAAGGGAAUUAUAAUAUUCAGCCCAAGGGCACAACGGCCACUGGCCGCAAAAGGCAUGGAUUCUUUUGGGGUGAAUUACGGCUACACAAAUGGGAUGCAGCUGGGAAAUUUGAGGCAUUAUCAAGUGCUUGUCAAAUUGUGAAUGAGAGAGACUGACGAACUGUGUAAACCUGCACAGAAAACCAAGCAGAGCUCAUGCCUUUCAUGCAACUUUUUUCAAAUCAUCAUUAGAGUCGCAUCAUGCAGCCUUAGAAUGUAUUAAAACACAAAAUAGCCUUCCCUCAAAUCAUUUGGAGAAAAUAUCAUUUCUAUUUUAUACAUUUAUAAUUCUAACACCGUUUACACAUUUAUACUGUAUUUGGGGUGAAAUCCUUUAGUCAUUAUUCUUAAAAUACAAAUUAAUCUAUCAAUUUUAAUCCGUUUUCUUCAUACUAUAAAAUAAUAUAAAUAAUGCCACGGAAUUCUAAUCAUAUCUUGCCUGCUAAAUGAACUAGUGUAGCCCACAGCCAUAUGGCAUAGCCAGAUCAGGGCCUAACAUAAGGACAACUCAGAGAAUGCUAUUCUGUUCUUCUGAAAUAGACUACAUUUUCUUCAUAUCAUGUUUCUUUAGAUCUGUCUAAAAUAAAUAAUGGAUUUAUUGUGAUGAGUAGGCUAUUUUACAUGCAUUUAUUAGACUUUUUGAAAUGUAGAUGUUCCAAAGGUCUGCAUCAGUGGCUUGUAGGCUAUGCGUGGAAGCCAGGAGAUGCUAGCGAUGUACUGGGCCGUACGCACUACCCUCUGCAGCGCCUCGCGGUCGGAUACCAAGCAGUUGCCAUACCAAGCUGUGAUGCAGCCAGUCAAGAUGCUCUCAAUGGUGCAGCUGUAUAACUUUUUGAGGAUCUGACGGCCCAUGCCAAAUCUUUUAAGCCUCCUUAGGGGGAAGAGACGUUUUCGUGCCCUAUUCACGAAUGUGUUGGUGUGUUUGGACAAUGAUAGAUCCUUAGUGAUGUGGACACCAAGGAACUUGAAGCUCUCAACCCGCUCCACUAUGGGGGAGUGCUCAGCCCUCCGUUUGCUGUAGUCCACAAUCAUCUCCUUUGUCUUGCUGACGAGAGGUUGUUGUCCUGGCACAGAGUAUGUGAGCGGAGUUGAGUGGUUGCACCCAUCAAACCAUUUGGUUUUGAAGUAUUGAAACCAAACCAUAUGAUUUGAAUGAAAAGUAGUUUAAUAAACAACAUUUACAUUUACAUUUUAGUCAUUUAGCAGACGCUCUUAUCCAGAGCGACUUACAGUUAGUGAGUGCAUACAUUAUUUAAAUUUUUUUCUUACUGGUCCCCCGUGGGAAACGAACCCACAACCCUGGCGUUGCAAACACCAUGCUCUACCAACUGAGCUACACGGGACUAACAACAUGAAAAGGUGACUGUAAGAGGCGCUCAUCAUUUCAAAUAGGCUACAUGUCAUAUUAAACAGCAUAUAAACACAGUAGGUCAGGAGCCAGACAGGUUGCCUAAGAAAAUAAAUGAUUAGCCUAUUUCAAUUAUUUCAAGGCUAUAGCCUACAAAUUUUAAUUAAUUGUGAAGCAUUUGCGAGUGCGACACACUAGGCUGGUGGUAACAUUAAGCGCUCAGCAUUUAAACAACAUUUUGUUGUAUUAAAUCAUUAUAGUCUAUAAAUUGCACAUAUAGGCUGUGACUUCGAAUUAAAUAAAAAUGAAACAAAAAAUUCCUUGUUAGGCUCAGUGCCUUUUGAAUUCACUUUUAUAAACACUAGUUUGGCCAGAGUCUGUGGCUUCAGGCUCAUGCGAUGGUGCCUGGAGAGCAGGCCAGCAGCAGAGAAUACCCUCUCCACGCUUGUUGAGCCACUGGGUUUUUAGGCAGAAUAACGCUAUCAAAACGGGAAGCUCCUUGAAAGAGGUCAUAUGUCAGGCCUAUUGGGCCAAAAUCAAUGAUAGCCUAUUGUAUAGAUAAUAGAACGAAAAUGAACUAAACUUUAACUCUUUAAAAAAAAAAAAAAAAAUGCUACAAUGACACACUUAGCUAGCUACCCACUUUGUUCCUUUCUGUUAGCAUGUGCACGUAGUACACCAUCAUGCUUUCAGGAUAUGUGUCAGAUUCCACAAUUAUUCUUUAGUUGUGGACACUACAUCACCGCACUCCCUCUCUUAUUCUUGUUCCUCAUGUUUGUAAGUCUCCUUGAUUUUGCACCUGUGUGUUUGAUCAGUUUCUUUAUGAAAAUAUUUAGCGAACUCCAUGCCACUAGCUAAAGCAAGGGGCUUAUAGCAGCACACAAGUAGCCUACAAAUGCAUGCUGGGCCGGGCAUGCCCUGAGCUCGUGAAGUGAGUGGUACUGGAGCGAAAUUGGGAGCGGGCGAGAAGGCAGAUGCUCCAGCCUUUGGGAAACUCUGUCUGCGCUCCAGUCAAAUUGGCCACGCUCCUCCCUCCGCUCACAUACUCUGUCUGUCACGCCCUGACUCAGGGGACUCUUAUAUGUUGAGUCAGGGUGUGAAUGUUCUAUGUUGUAUUUUCUAUGUUUGUGAUCUAGGUGGUAGUUCUAUGUUUGGCCGGGUGUGUUUCCCAAUCAGAGGCAGCUGUCGCUCGUUGUCUCUGAUUGGGGAUCAUACUUAGGCAGCCUAUUGGCACUAGUUAGUUGUGGGAUCUUGUUCCGUGAGUAGGCUUGUUUUGUGUUUAGCCUUAGGACUUCACGUUUCGUUGGUUUGUUGUUUUUCGUGUGUUUACCAUUUAAAUAAACAUGUACGCAUUUCACGCUGCGCCUUGGUCUGACCCGUCCUUAAACGAAUGUGACACUGUCCUGGCAACACACUGCCAGGUCUCUGACCUCCUCCCUAUAGGCUGUCUCAAUGUCAUCGGUGAUCAGGCCUACCAAUGAUUUUUAAUUCAUAUCACGUGUCAUGAACAGUCAUGUGUGAUCAGUCUGUUGUUCAUAUUUAAACUUUUAAGGAAAUGCGUAUACAUAGCUUUUAAGUACUUUUCUGUGUCCUCGGUCGCCUUGCAUUAACCCAUUGUUGACAUUACGUGUACUUUACUUUUUAACCUGAAGCGUUUAAAAAUGUGUCAUAAAACAGGUUUGUGGGCCCUUCCUGUAGACUCAGAGUAUUGAUUGACACGCUCUUUACACAGGACUUUGAUGUACCGGGCCAUAUGUGGCACUUCCUUGUUGAAGAUGGCAAAUGCUGCCUUCUAGGCAUUUAUGACUUUAAUGAUAGAAGUGAUUGUGGAGAAUGAAAGUAGAGCUUUCAAUCUUUUGACUGUGGCAAGAUUGCCAGUGAAUGUCUGCUUUUAUCUGGUGCUAUAUAGAACAAAUGGCAUGGCAUGGGAAUAGUGUGGGUAGAAUAGAAUCUCUCUUCAUAUUGUUUAGGGUCAUGUGCUCACAGUUGUUGUUUUUAUGUCAACAGAAUUAAGUAUAGGCAACAUGCUGCUUUUGUGCAAAUUGUUGAGGAAAAUUUUUGCCUCUCCCCCCCCCCUCGCAUUUCUUCAGAGGAGCCUCCACAGGAGAAUGGGGUUAUCCAGAGCACCCAGGACCAGUACAGCUCCACCUCCCCGCCGGCCUCAACAACCCCGGACGACGAGCCCUUCUCUACAUACUUUGAGGAGAAGGUGCCAAUCCCAGAGGAUGUCACCCAGGUACUGAGGCCAUCAUGUGGCGUAUGACCUCACAGGGAUUAUUAACACAGAGCCUAUGACCCCCAGGGUCUAUGACAUCACAAGGAGUAUUAUGGUGCUUUCACGACAACUCAGAACCUCAAAGUUAAAAUGUGCAUAUGUUUUUUUGCGUAGAGCUUCCUAUUGGUUGAUUCUGAUACUUUCCAAGUAGGAAACUCUGAGCUCAUCUUUCUUCGAGUUUGAGUUUCCGAGUUGUCUGGAACGCGGCAUUAACUCACAGAGCCUAUGGCAUCACAGGGCUUUCAUGACGGCACAAGGUCUAUGACCUCAGUUAUUGAGUCAUAGAGCCUAUGGAAUUACAGGAAUUAUUAUAACCUCACUAGGUCUGACAUCACAAUGAUUGAGUCAUAGAGCCUAUGAUAUCACAGGGAUUAUUAUUACCUCAGUUAGUGACAUCACAGGGCCUAUGACCUCAAAGAGCCUAUUACAUUAACCUUAUGACCUGUAUAAAGUGAUAUACACCAAGUUGCUUUAUUUUAGAAAUUAUGAAUAAUCCUAACUUUAAUGACAGAUAAUACUUCAUGCUACGAUUUAUUUUCAGGCGUUGAUUGUGCUAUCCGUGAUUCUCUCAUUCAGAUGUUCAGUUUCCGUAAACUCUGGGCCUUUACGGGACCAGGUUUCUUGAUGAGCAUCGCCUAUCUGGACCCAGGAAACAUUGAGUCUGACCUACAGUCUGGAGCUAAAGCUGGCUUUAAGGUGAACACAGACACAUCAGCCAUGGGUGACCUUCACACUCAAGGGGCAGGGGUACCAUGCUCAAUAAUUAUUUCCUCUGCAAAGUUCUAUCUCCGUUUGACAGUAAAGUUGUAUUUUAUUAAAUUCUAUAAUCAGCAUACCCCCUUCCCUCUGGUCUUUUUGCUCUUGGUUAUCUCUUUCAUUUACUCAUUUAAUCCCAUGCUUCAUCAUCAUUGUUUCGUUCUCCGUCUCUCAGCUCCUGUGGGUAUUGUUAGGGGCCACCAUCAUCGGCCUCCUCCUGCAGAGGCUGGCUGCACGCCUGGGGGUUGUCACAGGGAUGCACCUCGCAGAGGUCUGCAACCGCCAGUACCCCACUGUGAGUAUCCCUCCCUCGCCUUCCACACACACACACGCUCUAGUUCUUCAUACACACUCUUGUAUAACAUGAUAUAAAAGGGUUUGGUUUUGUUUAAAGUAAUUGAAUGUGGUGGCUGUGCGUGUUAUUUCCAGUCUUGUUAUUCACACCUCCAUCCCCUUCUCACUCCCAGGUUCCUCGUAUUAUCCUGUGGCUGAUGGUGGAGCUGGCCAUCAUUGGCUCAGACAUGCAGGAGGUCAUCGGCUGUGCCAUUGCCUUCAACCUCCUCUCUGUGGGCAGGUAGUUACAGUACCACCCACCAGCGCCCAACUACACUACACUUUACUUUCACUAAGAGUCAAAUCAAAAUGUAUUUGUCACAUGCUUCGUAAACACGUGUACACUAACAGUGAAAUGCUUACUUACAGGACCUUCCCAACAAUGCAGAGACAAAUAUAUAAAUAGUAGAACAAAUAGAAAAAUUAUAACACAAGGAAUAAGUACACAAUGAUUAACGAUAACUUUGCUAUAUACGCAAGGUACCAGUACUGGGUUGAUGUGCAGGGGUAAGAGGUAAUUGAGAUAGAUAUGUACAUAUCGGUAGGGAUAAAGUGACUAGGCAAAAGAUAGAUCAGAAACAGCAGCGUAUGUGAUGAGUCAAAAGAGAUUAGUGCAAAAAGGGUCACCGCCUGGUCUAGAGGUCCUGGAUGGCAGGGAGCUCGGCCCCAGUGAUAUACUGGGCCGUACGCACUACCCUCUGUAGCGUCUUGUGGUCGGAUGCCAAGCAGUUGCCAUACCAAGCGGUGAUGCAGCCAGUCAAGAUGCUCUCAAUGGUGCAGCUGUAGAACCUUUUGAGGAUGUCAGGGCCCAUGCCAAAUCCUUUCAGCCUCCUGAGGGGGAAGAAGCGUUGUCGUGCCCUCUUCACGAUUGUGUUGAUGUGUGUGGACCAUGAUAGUUCCUUAGUGAUGUGGACACCGAGGAACUUGAAGCUCUCGACCUGUUCCACAACAGCCCGUGGAUGGGGGCGUGCUCGGCCCUCCGUUUCCUGUAGUCUUGCUGACGUUGAGGGAGAGGUUGUUGUCCUGGCACCACACUGCCAGGUCUCUGACCACCUCGCUGUAGGCUGUCUCAAUGUCGUCGGUGAUCAGGCCUACCACCGUUGUGUCAUCGGUAAACCUAAUGAUGGUGUUUGAGUCGUGCGCCACGCAGUCAUCGGUGAACAGGUAGUACAGGAGGGGACUAAGCACGCACCCCUGCGGGGCCCCUGUGUUGAGGGUCAGCAUGAUGGAUGUGUUGUUGCUUACCCUCACCACCUGGGGGCAGCCCGUCAAGAAGUCCAGGAUCCAGUUGCAGAGGGAGGUGUUUAAUCCCAGGGUCCUUAGUUUAGUGAUGAGCUUGGAGGGCACAAUGGUGUUGAAUGCUAAGUUGUAGUCAAUGAACAGCAUUCUUACGUAGGUAUUCCUUUUAUCCAGGUGGGAAAGGGCAGUGUGGAGUGCAAUAGCGAUUGCGUCAUCUGUGGAUCUGUUGGGAUGUUGAUGUGAGUCAUGACCAGCCUUUCAAAGCAUUUCAUGGCUACAGAUGUGAGUGCUACGGGGCGAUAGUCAUUUAGAUAGGUUACCUUGGCGUUCUUGGGCACAGGGACUAUGGUGGUCUGUUUGAAACAUGUAGGUAUUACAGACUGGGUCAGGGAGAGGUUGAAAAUGUCAGUGAAGAUACCAGCUGGUCAGAGCAUGCUCUGAGUACGCGUCCUGGUAAUCUGUCUAGCCCUGUGGCUUUGUGAAUGUUAACCUGUUUAAAGGUCUUACUCACAUCGGCUACAGAGAGCGUGAUCACACAGUUGUCCGGAAUAGAUGGUGCUGUCAUGCAUAGUUCAGUGUUCCUAGCUUCGAAGCGCACAGAGAAGGUAGGCUUGCGUCACUGGACAGCUCACGACUGGGUUUCCCUUUGUCAUUUGGGUAUGCAUCCCAAAUGACACCCUAUUCCCUAUACAGUGCAUUCGGAAAGUAUUCAGACCCCGUGACUUUUUCCACAAUUUGUUACGUUACAGCCUUAUUCUAAAAUGGAUUAAAUAAAGUGUCCUCAUCAAUCUACACACAAUACCCCAUAAUGACAAAGCGAAAACAGGUUUUCAGAAAUGUUUGCACAUAAAUAAAAAACCGUAAAACCUUUUACAUAAGUAUUCAGACCCUCUGCUAUGAGACUCGAAAUUGAACUCCGAUGCAUCCUGUUUCCAUUGAUCAACCUUGAGUUGUUUCUACAACUUGAUUGGAGUCCACCUGUGGUCAAUUCAAUUGACUGAACAUGAUUUGGAAAGGCACACACCUGUCUUUAUAAGACAGGAUUGUGUCGAGUCACAGAUCUGGGGAAUGGUACCAAAACAUUCCUGCAGCAUUGAAGGUCCCCAAGAACACAGUGGCCUCCAUCAUUCUUAAACCUGGUUUCAAAAAACAGAUAAAGCAACACCUCACGGCACAACGCCUCUCCCCUAUUUGACCUAGAUAGUUUGUGUGUAUGUAUUGAUAUGUAGGCUACGUGUGCCUUUAAAAAAAUGUAUGUAGUUCUGUCCUUGAGUUGUUCUUGUCUAUUAAUGUUCUGUAUUACAGUGGCUUGCAAAAUUAUUCACCCCCUUGGCAUAUUUCCUAUUUUGUUGCCUUACAACCUGGAAUUAAAAUGGGUUUGUUUCAUUUGAUUUACACAACAUGCCUACCACUUUGAAGAUGCAACAUAUUUUUGUUUGUGAAGCAAACAAGAAAUAAGACAAAAAAACAGAACUUGAACGUGCAUAACUAUUCAAUACUUUGUAGAGACACCUUUUGCAGCAAUUACAGCUGCAAGUCUCUUGGGGUAUGUCUCUAUAAGCUUGGCACAUCUAGCCACUGGGAUUUUUGCCCAUUCUUCAAGGCAAAACUGCUCCAGCUCCUUCAAGUUGGAUGGGUUCCGCUGGUGUACAGCAAUCUUUAAGUCAUACCACAGAUUCUCAAUUGGAUUGAGGUCUGGGCUUUGACUAGGCCAUUCCAAGACAUUUAAAUGUUUCCCCUUAAACCACUCGAGUGUUAAUUUAGCAGUAUGCUUAGGGUCAUUGUCCUGCUGGAAGGUGAACCUCCGUCCCAGUCUCAAAUCUCUGGAAGACUGAAACAGGUUUCCCUCAAGAAUUUCCCUGUAUUUAGCGCCAUCCAUCAUUCCUUCAAUUCUGACCAGUUUCCCAGUCCCUGCCGAUGGAAAAACAUCCCCACAGCAUGAUGCUGCCACCACCAUGCUUCACUUUGGGGAUGGUGUUCUUGGGGAGAUGAGAGGUGUUGGGUUUGCGCCAAACAUAGCGUUUUCCUUGAUGGCCAAAAAGCUCAAUUUUAGUCUCAUCUGACCAGAGUACCUUCUUCCAUAUGUUUGGGGAGUCUCCCACAUGCCUUUUGGCGAACACCAAACGUGCUUGCUUAUUUUUUUCUUUAAGCAAUGGCUUUUUUCUGGCCACUCUUCCGUAAAGCCCAGCUCUGUGGAGUGUACGGCUUAAAGUGGUCCUAUGGACAGAUACUCCAAUCUCCGCUGUGGAUCUUUGCAUCUCCUUCAGGGUUAUCUUUGGUUUCUUUGUUGCCUCUCUGAUUAAUGCCCUCCUUGCCUGGUCCGUGAGUUUUGGUGGGCGGCACUCUCUUGGCAGGUUUGUUGUGGUGCCAUAUUCUUUAAAUUUUUUAAUAAUGGAUUCAAUGGUGCUCCGUGGGAUGUUCAAAGUUUCAGAUAUUUUUUUUAUAACCCAACCCUGAUCUGUACUUCUCCACAACGUUGUCCCUGACCUGUUUGGAGAGCUCCUUGGUCAUCAUGGUGCCACUUGCUUGGUGGUGCCCCUUGCCUAGUGGUGUUUUAGACUCUGGGGCCUUUCAGAACAGGUGUAUAUAUACUGAGAUCAUGUGACACUUAGAUUGCACGCAGGUGGACUUUAUUUAACUAAUUAUGUGACUUCUGAAGGUAAUUGGUUGCACCAGAUCUUAUUUAGGGGCUUCAUAGCAAAGGGGGGUGAAUACAUAUGCACGCACCACUUUUCCGUUAUUUAUAGAUUGAUGAGGGGAAAAACGAUUUAAUCCAUUUUAGAAUAAGGCUGUAACGUAACAAAAAAAUUGGAAAAAGUCAAAGGGUCUGUAUACUUUCCGAAUGCACUGUAUAAUGACUUUUGUUCAAAAGUAGUGUAUAAUAUAGGGAAUAGGGUGCCUCUGGUCAAAAGUGGAGAUGCAGACAUAGGUGACAUUUGGGAUGCAGAAAUAGGUGACAUUUGGGAUGCAGACAUAGGUAUAAAACGACCGCUCUAGAGGUCAACGUAUUGGGGUCAAGCUAACAUUGUUGUUUGCCAUCUACCAGGAUUCCACUUUGGGGAGGUGUCCUCAUCACCAUCAUUGACACCUUUGUGUUCCUCUUUUUAGAUAAAUAUGGUGAGUGUUUCUUUGACACAUACUAAAAUGUGUAUGUGAUUAAAUGGUCCUUGGGUACAGGUGUGUAUCAAUUUCUGGCUGGGCGUGUUUCAAUGUGAUUUUCAACUUUUGUUUUUUAGGCCUGAGGAAACUUGAAGCCUUCUUUGGGUUUCUCAUCACAAUCAUGGCUGUAAGCUUUGGGUAUGAGGUAAGAACAAGUUUUUCCCUGUGUUGAUCUUUAACACUUUUGUCCCCCUUCUCCCGUAGACCUGGCAGCUGGUUUUGAUAGUAUGUAGCGCAGCUUUGAUAGAAUUUGGUAGGUUUUUGUUUCUACGUGUGUGUAUCUGACUGGCAUUUCUUGUAUGUGCCUGUAGUAUGUGAUGGUGCGUCCGGACCAGGGGGAGCUGCUGAAGGGGAUGUUUCUGCCGUACUGUGACAGCUGUGGUCCUGCCCAGAUGGAGCAGGCUGUGGGCAUCGUAGGAGCCGUCAUCAUGCCCCACAACAUCUACCUGCACUCAGCCCUCGUCAAGGUAGGUGUCUUGCCUUUAUGACAUGGGACAGAGGAGUCAAAGACCUGCUUUAUGACAUAGUAUGGGCCCUCAGAUCCUCAAAAAGUUAUACAGCUGCACCAUUGAGAGCAUCUUGACUGGUUGCAUCACCGCUUGGAAUGGCAACUGUGGCAUCCGACCGCAAGGCGCUACAGAGGGUAGUGCAUACGGCCCAUAGUGUAAGACUUUCACUGACAUCGUACAGGGGAGCUAAAUGCCUUUACUGUGACAGUACAGUUGAGUCAAAUAAGUAAUUGGGACAUAGUACAUGGAAUCAGACCUUCACUUAAAACCAAACAAGGGCCAACCGAAAUUUGACUUCCGCUUUUAACCCAACCCCUCUGAAAGACACAAAUAUGCUUACAUAAGGGUCUUUCUAUAAAUAAUGGGGCCAAUGUUGAUCCCAAUGUCACACAUUUGAAAUACUUUGAAACAAAUGGUGUCCAAAAAAAGUAGGCCAUUAUCACUUUAAGAAUAAUGCAUUUUGUAGGCCUUUCCAAUGCAUUGAUAUUCAAAUUAUUAUUGCAUUCUAAAAUAUGUGAGAAUAAUGUGGACAUUGUCUGACUAAAUAGAUUGGAUGCAUGCAUUUUUAAGCCAUGAAUGGCGGUAGCAUUAAUCUCACCAUUUGAAUCUCACCAUCGCUGUUUUUAUAAUGAGAAAGUGACCAAAAACCAGGUUGCUUUUUUAAUGGAAGGAUUUGUAUGGAAAGCAAAGUUGAAGCCAACAUUAGAUGUUGUCGUCCUCAUAAUAACCGCACAUGGUUUUACUGCAACAGAGUAGCGUAACACCCUUCAAUUGAAGUGGUGGGAAAAAAAUGAAAUCACAGAAAAUUAUAAGGGUGUAAUUAUAACUUAUAAAUUGGCUACAAUAAUUACAAGGACUUUUCAAGCGCCAAAUUGAGGAAAUGUCGGAUUUUUAAGGUAGGCCUAUUACAUUAUUUUAAUUUCUGAGCUCCAAGUUCAAGUAAGCUACUUCAAGCCCCUUGUAUUGUUUAAAAUUGCAGGUGUAACAUGGGAAUUGUUUUUUAUUUGUCAUGUAAAGUGUUGGUCCCAUGUUUCAUGAGUUGAAAUAAAAGAUCCCGGAAAUGUUCCAUACGCACAAAAAGCUUAUUUCUCUAAAAUGUUGUACGCAAAUUUGUUUACACUCCUGUUAGUGAACAUUUCUGCUUUGCCGAGAUAAUCAUCCACCUGACAGGUGUGACAUAUCAAGGUGCUGUGUGCUGAGGACAAUAAAAGGCCACUCUAAAAUGUGCAGUUUUGUCACACAACACAAUGAAACAGAUAUCUCAGGUUUUGAGGGAGCUUACAAAUGGCAUGCUGACUGCAGGAAUGGCCACCAGAGCUGUUGCCAGAGAAUUGAAUGUUCAUUUCUCUACUAUUUGUGAGACCCAUUUUUUUUUUAAAGGGGGAAUAUCUGUAUUCCCAGUCAUAUGAAAUCCAUAGAUUAGAGCCUAAUGAAUGUAUUUCAAUUAACUGAUUUCCUCAUAUGAACUGUAACUCAGUAAAACCUUUGAAAUUGUUGCAUGUUGCGUUUAUAUAUUUGUUCAGUAUAAUUUGUCAUUAUAUCCAGAAUAAUUCAUAGGAAUAGCGUUUGGUUUUGCGCAAUAUUCUAUCCCAGUGGAUCCCAAACUGUGGGACGGGUUAAAGGAACUCAGUCCGGCUUUAAACUUACUCUUGAAAGUUGUAGUAGUAGAAUGCACAAGGAAUAAUUUCGAAAUUGGAUAGUGCAUCAUCAGUUCCUCUUAUCAUGUCAGUCAUUGCAGACCUUGGAGAGCUAUUUAUAACUUGUCAGAAAUGUCCAGAUUAACUAGCCCAUGUCAGGUAACAUUUUUUUAUUUCGUUUUUUUAACCCAUAGAGUAUGGUGCAAUUUUUUAGUCACUCAAAUCACAUGAACACACAUUAGACGUGGGAAAAUGUAUAGAAUUGCAAGAACAUUUGCAACAUUGUCUUUGCACCCCAUGACAAAAUCUGUAUAAUUGCAGGAAAUAAGCUUUAACCUGCAAAAUUGUCUCCACCAACAAGAGGGGUGUGAACAGUUUGUGUCAUGAACAGUGCUUUUACCCAUUGAAAUAGAUUAGACGCAUGCGCAGCGGGGGCGCGGGAUGUUCCCCAAUGCUGGAAGGGGGGCCCCGAGUGAUAAAGUUUGGGAACCCCUGGUCUAUCCUACACAAUUGCACACAGUAGACUCAUAUGAAAACAUUAACUCAUUACCUUGAUGCUUUCUCUGUUAAAUCUAAUGAGAUCCUGUUGUAAAUCAAGCAACAGAUGAUCAACAUCAAUUCGCUAGGGAUAUUAGAGCCAAUGUAGAACCAGACACAACUGUCUUCACCUGCGUAACGAAUGAGAAGGCAAAAUAUUCUGGACAUUCCUCGCAAACACUUUUUUUCCCAGCACUUGGGCUGCUGUUGCAUCGCAUGCACCAUCACAACAGCUGUUAGUCAUUUGAUUGUCAUUCGGAAAAUUCCUUCUUGGAUCAGAUGAUGUGAAAAUAUCACAGCGUAACUAAUCAGCUGGACACCAAAUGCACAUCCAACAAGUAUUAUGCAUAAUUAUUGAAGAACCACGUUAAUGACAGCAUUGAUUUAGGUUUUAAGUAUGAAGGUAAGGUGACUGAAAGUCCAAUGUCACAGGAAUUGUGAUUUAUAUUUUAAUUACUUUUAAUUAUAUUUUAUCAUCUAGUCUCGGUCAAUAGAUCGUGGGAACAAGAAGGAGGUGAAGGAGGCCAACAAAUAUUACUUCAUGGAGUCGACUAUCGCGCUCUUCAUCUCCUUCCUAAUCAACGUCUUCGUUGUAGCAGUGUUUGCCGAGGCCUUCUACAAAAAAACCAACAUUGAAGUGGUGGGUAUAACGACUAACCAGACCCAGCAUGUUGUAUUUUGUCUCAGAAUGUAACACUCCUUAACAGAUGUUUUAUUUAAGCAAUAAGGCCCGAGGAGGUGUGGUAUAUGGCUAAUAUACAGUUGAAGUUGGAAGUUUACAUACACUUAGGUUGAAGUCAUUAAAACUUGUUUUUCAACCACUCCACAAAUUUCUUGUUAACAAACUAUAGUUUUGGCAAGUCGGUUAGGACAUCUACUUUAUGUAUGACACAAGUAAUUUUUCCAACAAUUGUUUACAGACAGAUUAUUUCACUUAUAAUUCACUGUAUCACAAUUCCAGUGGGUCAGAAGUUUACAUACACUAAGUUGACUGUGCCUUUAAACAGUUUGGAAAAUUCAAGAAAAUGAUAUCAUGGCUUUAGAAGCUUCUGAUAGGCUAAUUGACAUAAUUUGAGUCAAUUGGAGGUGUACCUGUGGAUGUAUUUCAAGGCCUACCUUCAAACUCCGUGCCUCUUUGCUUGACAUCAUGGAAAAAUCAAAAGAAAUCAGCCAAGACCUCAGAAACAAAAUUGUAGACCUCCACAAGUCUGGUUCAUCCUUGGGAGCAAUUUCCAAACGCCUGAAGGUACCACGUUCAUCUGUACAAAUAAUAGUACGCAAGUAUAAACACCAUGGGACCACGCAGCCGUCAUACCGCUCAGGAAGGAGACAAGUUCUGUCUCCUAGACAUGAACGUACUUUGGUGCGAAAAGUGCAAAUCAAUCCCAGAACAACAGCAAUGGACCUUGUGAAGAUGCUGGAUGAAACAGGUACAAAAGUAUCUAUAUCCACAGUAAAACGAGUCCUAUAUCAACAUAACCUGAAAGGCCGCUCAGCAAGGAAGAAGCCACUGCUCCAAACCCACCAUAGAAAAGCCAGACUACGGUUUGCAACUGCACAUAGGGACAAAAAUUGUACUUCUUGGCGAAAUGUCCUCUGAUCUAAUGAAACAAAAAUAGAAUUGUUUGGCCAUAAUGACCAUCGUUAUGUUUGGAGGAAAAAGGGGGAUGCUUGCUAGCCGGAGAACACCAUCUUAACCGUGAAGCACCGGGGUGGCAGUAUCAUGCUGUGGGGGUGCUUUGCUGCAGGAGGGACUGGUGCACUUCACAAAAUAGAUGGCAUCAUGAGGAAGGAAAAUUAUGUGGAUAUAUUGAAGCAACAUGUCAAGACAUCAGUCAGGAAGUUAAAGCUUGGUCGCAAAUGGGUCUUCCAAAUGGACAAUGACCCCAAGCAUACUUCCAAAGUUGUGGCAAAAUGGCUUAAGGACAACAAAGUCAAGGUAUUGGAAUGGCCAUCACAAAGCCCUGACCUCAAUCCUAUAGAACAUUUGUGGGCAGAACUGAAAAAGCGUGUGCGAGCAAGGAGGCCUACAAACCUGACUCAGUUACACCAGCUCUGUCAGGAGGAAUGGGCCAAAAUUCACCCAACUUAUUGUGGGAAGCUUGUGGAAGGCUACCUGAAACGUUUGACCCAAGUUAAACAAUUUAAAGGCAAUGCUACCAAAUACUAAUUGAGUGUAUGUAAACUUCUGACCCACUGGGAAUGUGAUGAAAGAAAUACAAGCUGAAAAUAAAUCAUUCUCUCUACUAUUAUUCUGACAUUUCACAUUCUUAAAAUAAAGUGGUGAUCCUAACUGACCUAAAACAGGGAAUUUUUACUAGAAUUAAAUGUCAGGAAUUGUGAAUAACUGAGUUUAAAUGUAUUUGGCUAAGGUGUAUGUAAACUUCCGACUUCAACUGUACCACGGCUAAGGGCUGUUCUUAUGCAUGACGCAAUGCGGAGUGGCUGGACACAGCACUUAGCCGUGGUAUAUUUUACAUUUGUCAUUUAGCAGACGCUCUUAUCCAGAGCGACUUACAGUUAGUAUAUUGUCCAUAUAUCACAAACCCCCGAGGUGCCUUAUUGCUAUUAUAAACUGGUUACCAACGUAAUUAGAAGAGUAAAAAUAACUGUUUUGUCAUACUCGUGGUAUAUGGUCUGAUAUACCACGGCUGUCAGCCAAUCAGCAUUCAGGGCUCGAACCAGCCGGUUUAUAAAUAGUAAUAUAGCAUGGCCAGUAUGGCACCUCUAAACCAGUGAUGUCCUUUGUUUGUGAUGUGCUGCUGCUCUUCUCUGUGUGUCACAGAAUGCAAUGUGCAAUGCAUCAGGCAGUCCACACACAGACCUCUUCCCCCUGGACAACCGCAUGCUACAGGUGGACAUCUACAAGGGGGUAAGUCCUUAAUGGAUUAACAACAAUCUACAUAACCUCCUGUGAUAGGAAAUCACUUUGAUACUGUAUAUCUGUCAAUCAUUUUUGGGGGUCUUGAUAAGAUGAAUAACCAUAGAGGGGACUGUCUUUCGUUCUCUGUCUCUCUCUCUCUGACUGUACAGGGGGUGGUGCUGGGUUGUUUCUUUGGCCCUGCGGCCCUCUACAUCUGGGCCAUCGGGAUCCUUGCUGCCGGACAGAGCUCCACCAUGACUGGCACUUACUCUGGCCAGUUUGUCAUGGAGGUGAGAACGUGCAGAUAUACUCAAUGACUGUGUUUCUGUGUGUAUGAGAGCGUUUGCAAAUUGUAUUGUUAACCAUUAUUGUGUGUGUGUGUGAGUGAGAAUACACACACCUCAGGGUUUUGUGUAGGUCCGGAUGUGGGUGUGUUGACUGUUAGUUCUCUCUCUCGCUCUCUUUGCCCCUGGCUCAGGGUUUCCUGAAUCUGCGUUGGUCCCGUUUUGCACGGGUGCUUCUCACCCGCUCCAUCGCCAUCUUCCCCACCCUGCUGGUGGCCAUCUUCCAGGACGUGCAGCACCUGACGGGCAUGAACGACUUCCUCAACGUGCUGCAGAGCAUGCAGGUCGUGGAGAGAGAGAGAGUGGGAGGUCUGGGGACAUGGAGGACAAAGGAGACAGGGAGGCUUGACAGAGAGAGGAGACAUGAGGGCUGGGGACAUGCAGGUCAGAGAGAGAGGAGACAUGGGGGCAGGUCAGAGAGAGUAUAGGCUGGGUCUUUGACAUGCAUGUUAGAGCGAGAGAGAGAACCAUGGAGACUGGGUACUACUGUUCUCCCAGUGGGGAACAGCUAGUCAGGGCUGGCUGGGAGUAUUUUAGGGUGUUACACUGAUGCUUGUAUUCAAAGGUAUAGAAGGGGACUGAAUGCAGUCAGUUUUAACUGUUCUUUCUGCCUUUCCUUGUUCUAUAGCUGCCAUUUGCUCUGAUCCCCAUCCUGACCUUCACCAGUCUGACAUCCAUCAUGAAUGACUUCGCUAAUGGACUGUGAGUCAUCAUAACCCUCUACCCCAGAGAUGGGCGGCAGUUAGCCUGCCAAAUAGUGGUUAGAGCGUUGGGCCAGUAACCGCUUGUUCGAAUCCCCGAGCCGACAAGGUGAAAAAUCUGUCGAUAUGACCUUGAGCAAGGCACUAAACCUUAAUUGCUCCAGGGUUGCCUUUGAUAAUGGCUGACCCUGGCCGUGACCCCACUCUGUGGGGAGUUGGGAUAUGCAAAAAAACACAUUUCCAAUUCACGCAUGCGUAUAAUUCAUACUUGUAAAUAAAAUAAGACACCCAUCAAAUUAUUAUUAUAUGACUUCGAUUGGUUCUGUGUUUUCACUGAUAGACCAAUUAGAACCUAAUUUUCUACUAGUGCUGAGCGAUUAGUGCUUUUUGAGGUCGGUUCGGUUAUUAAAAAAUAAUCCGUUUUCGAUUUAUUAUUUUAAACAUGAAAUGUAUUAUGAAAUAAUGACAUUAAAAUGAUUUUAGAGCUUCCCUCAGCCAUCACCUGCCUUUUUCUUAUAAUAAUAAUAAUAAUAAUAAUAAUAUGCCAUUUAGCAGACGCUUUUAUCCAAAGCGACUUAGUCAUGUGUGCAUACAUUUUUACGUAUGGGUGGUCCCGGGGAUCGAACCCACUACCCUGGCGUUACAAGCGCCAUGCUCUACCAAUUGAGCUACAGAGGACCACUGACAGUGGGUUGAAUUCUGUAACAACACAGAAUAAAACAAUAAGAGCCCCAUGAUGGUAGUGAAUGCCUAUUACUGCUUGUCACUUAUUAACCGUAAUGUAUUCACAUUACUUACUUCAAUACAAUAUUUCAGUUGUGUAUAUUACUUAGUUUUUAUUUGAUGACUUUAUACUUUUUCAUUCCUUUGUCAUCUCAUUUUACAUUUUAGUCAUUUAGCAGAAGCUCUUAUCCAGAGUGACUUACAGUUAGUGCAUUUGUCUUAAGAUAGCUAGGUGUGACAACCACAUAUUACAGUCAUAAUAGUCGAGGGGAUUAUUUAAAAUACUCUUUGAAGAGGUAUGGUUUCAGUUGCUUUUGGAAGAUGGGCAGGGACUAUGCUGUCCUAGUUUCAGGGGGAAGCUGGUUCCAACAUUGGGGUGCCAGGACAGAGAAGAGUUUGGACUGGGCUGAGCGGGGUGGGAGGGCCAAGAGACCAGAGGUGGUAGAACGGAGUGCUCGGGUUGGGAUAAAGGGUUUGAGCAUAGCCUGAAGGUAGGGAGGGGCAGUUCCUCUUGUUGCUCCGUAGGCAAGCACCAUGGACCUGUAGUGGAACAUUUGUUAUUUUAGCAGAUGCUCUUAUCAAGAGCGACUUGUAGUGAAAGCUACAUGUUUUUGUACUUUUUUUUUGUACUGGUCCCCCGUAGGAAUCGAUCCCACAACCCUGGCAUUGCACGAGCCAUGCUCUACCAACUGAGCCACACGAGACUCCAUCUCAUCUCUGCUCAAGCAGUAGCAGCCAGCCAGACAACCAUCUAACGUUAUCUCUGUGCUUCCCAUUGAACAAGUUAUCCUAUUUAGCUAGGCUAGUAGUAGCUAGCUACAACUAUCAAUCUGGUAGAGCUACCUCACGAACUAACUAUCCCUCUCGUCGUUGUGUUGUCAUUCCUCUUUCAUGCUGUCUCCUAUGGUCUGUGUGUAUCCACCUCUUUCCGUGGCCGGAAAGAACAGGUGCAAUGGAUUAUGGUCAUUCAUUGUAGUUAAUUACCACGUUUCUGCGCUGAACUAGGUUGAAUAUUUGCCUAAUGAAAACUCUACUUCCAAUCAGCCCAGCGUCCCACAUAGUUCUUGACUUCAUUUCUCUCUAGAGAAACCCGAACUAAAUGGAAUUAAAGUAAUUGAACCGACGUCAGUCAAUUAGCUGUUUAAUAACCGAACCCCCCCCCCCCCCCCCCCUGAAAUGUUGGUUAAUCGCUCAGUACUAUUCCCUACAUAUUAUACUACUUUUGACCAGGGCCUGUAGGAAAUAGGGUGCCAUUUUGGAUGCAGUUAGAUUUUCUAUAUUUGCACUGAUAGAGAAAUGAUUUCAUAAAUGUGAUGACAGUGACAAUUUAUCAUUGUGCCAACUUACCAUCUCAGCUGUGCCUGUGCUCCUCAGGGUGUGGAAGAUAGGCGGAGGGGUGGUCAUCCUGGUGGUCUGUGCCAUCAACAUGUACUUUGUGGUGGUCUACGUCACCAGCCUAAACAGUGUGGCUCUCUACGUGCUGGCGGGCUUGCUUUGCAUAGCGUACCUAUGCUUUGUGGGCUACCUGGUAAGUUGCAGUAGCAGUCAUUAUAACACCAUGGACCGGGCUAGAUUAGCACAGAACACUGUAUAUCAAUACCAAAAUAAAGUGGCUACUUUUCAAUACUGAAUGCAGGGUUUGGAAAGAUGCAUUGUAAACUAUUAUAGGAAGUACAAUGACCCUCUCCUGACCACCUCCCCUCUUUGUGUGUGUCCACAGGCGUGGCAUUGUCUGAUAGCCCUGGGGGUCACCUGUCUGGACAUGUCCUGUCUGGCCAGCAGGGUAAGCAACAACAGACCUCCUGUGUUCAUAGAUAGAGGAACAGCCAGAGUAUGGCACGUAAAACUGAACAGGACAGUGUUUUAAAAGACAGACCAACCCGAAUGUCGACUGUGCACAGUAGAUC